GUGUAAACCCAGGGUGCGCCACACUCCCUCCUGUCCCAAGUCCCCUCUUCGCGAUUCCGUAGCCAUUGUGGCUUAACCCACUCCGUGCAAACAAGGGUGCACAUUGACACUCAACUUCUUUGAUUGACACUUAGUUUUGAUUGGUCUGACUGGGUCAGCCGAAUACAUACCUGGAUGGAUAUGCUGCGCGUUCUCCAGUUCGUGGCGCCGCGCCGCGCGAGCCAGGCCGUGAUUGCUAUACGUCUGCUCUCUCUACACGGUGCGAUCACGCGCGCCACUGGCGUCAAGUCAUCAGUGGAUGUGUCGCACCAGGUUCAAAUGGAUGCUGCCAGGUCCAUAACAGGCUCAUGGUUCGCCAGGCGGGCGACCACUGCAGUAACGCCAGCGCCGACAACGUGUGUCGAUUCUGCAAACGGGGCCACGAACAGAAAGGGCAACGGGUGCGAAGUCUACAGUUACAUAGAGGAGAAUCCAUAUGUCGGCAUCUGUCUCGACCCUUACUAUGACGACGAAGAUUUCUCCUCGUCCAUGUGCUGUGUAUGUCCAGAAGAGUGCCCCGUGGAACCAGAAAUAACGGCUACCUGUGAGAACUGGGUCACUUUUACCCCUGACAACAACGAUGGUUACGGGAGGAAUUCCCAUUCAAAUCUUGCUGGAUUGGGUCCGGAUUUCGGCAAGCCCAAGGAGCUCCGGUACUAUGGCGUCGGGACUCUCAUGAACGGCGUCCACAUCGACAUCGUCUUCGUGAAUACAACCGCUUAUAUCCCACGGAACACCAACUGGAACCAAAUUUCUGGAAGUCAGGCAAUCGUGAACCUCCUCGUUGGGCAAUUCGCCACUCUGCGAGCGGAGUUCGUGAGAAACCACACAUUCUGCCCAGAGACGCCGGUAUUGCCAAAACUCACGUUCUGUGACAUCGACCAUUACGUUGAUGGGGAGAAUGAGAUUCUGAUGCUCGACGGUAUCAGCGCUCUCUAUACUGUCGAUUACGGCAUUGAAUACGAUUUGGAUUUGUAUGUCCAUGGGACGAUUUACGACCCAACCCCUACCGCAUUGACCUACAACGUAGAAACGAUCCCGACCAUGAUUUCUGGCAGAAGCGCCCUGAAGUACACCGCCGUCUCGGGUGGACAGUUCGGGAUCCGGACGCAGUCGCAGAUGUUCGGCCACGGGUGCGACAAUCCGACGGACACGGACCACCUCGUCAACAUCACUUGUCCAGACCCCACGGCGGUCCCCGUGGACCAGGCGAAGCGGUGCUUCAUGGUAGAGUUCGACAACGUGAGCUCAUUCGACAUCGCGUUCAGGAUCUUGACGGACAAGCCCGAGGAGUACAUCCAGGAAUGGGGCCGCAAUUUCGCCAUAUCUGGGACGUCCCCUUACUAUGCCCACCAGGACAGCGACCCGUGCGUCUACACCGAUUCACCGACGCCCGCUCCGACUUCUUCACCGACUCCUGGGCCAACAGUGGCACCCACCGAAUUUCCGACAGCUUCGCCGACACCAGCUCCAACCCUCAACCCGACAGCCGCGCCAACCGAUUCGCCGACGUCUGCCCCCACACUGGCGCCGACAGCUUCACCGACGCCGUCUCCAACCGUUGCCCCGACAGCCGCGCCCACCGAUUCACCGACAACGGCGCCGACAGCAGCACCGACUCUGGCACCGACACUUGCGCCGUCCUCCUCACCAACACUGGCACCCACCGAAUCUCCGACCGCUUCGCCGACAGAUUCACCGACGCCGUCUCCAACCCUCUUCCCAACGCCAUUCCCGACGCCCUUCCCAACGCCCUACCCGACGGCCUUCCCGACAGCCUUCCCGACGCCAUUUCCCACGCCCUAUCCGACGCCCUUCCCGACGCCCGCUCCGACAGCGGCCCCAACAUUGGCGCCGACAUUUGGUCCAGCGAGCGGCAUUGGUGGCAUUAGUGGCAUUAGUGGUGGGGGGCCUGUAGUUGUGACGCCCGCGCCGACUGUCCAGAUGAGUGCAUCUGGUGACCCACAUCUGGUCAACGUGCAUGGGCAGCACUUCGACUUGAUGCAGCCUGGCGUCCACUCCCUCAUUCGCGUGCCGAUCAAGUCGCGCCCAUCGAAUGUGCUGCUGCUUGUGAGAGCUGACGCCCAGCAGAUAGGCGGCGCGUGUGCGGACACGUACUUCAUGAGCGUCAAUAUUACCGGAAAGUGGGCCCAGGCCAAGGCCCACGAGCUCGGGAAGACCAGGGGCGCUGGCUUCUUCUUCACCGCGGGCAGGGGGGCGGCCCACACGGGAACGAAGUGGAUCUCUUUCGGGAAGAUGCAGUUGAAGGUGGUCCACGGCCGCACCAAAGGGGGCGUUGCAUAUCUGAACUUCUUCGCUCGCAACCUGAAAAAGGCUGGCAUCCUCAUAGGAGGGCUCCUCGGGGAGGACGACCACGAGGAGGCGGCCACGCCGCCUGGUGAGUGCCGGAAGGUCUACGACAUUUGAGGCUUGCGCGAAUCUCAUCUUCGCUGUGUCGACCAGGAGGAGGAGGCCCCUCCGCCUGGUGAGUGCCAGAAGGUCUACGACAUCUGAGGUUUGUGUGCAUGGUCUCCUCGCUGGGUCUUUGCUUCCUUUCCUCGUCUCCUCUUUUGUUAUCUCAUGUUCGUCCUCGUCCCUCCUGCUGGCCUGAUUCGGCGCCGCGCCCAGGCUUCUGCAGCGACGGAAAUGGCUCCUUCCGCCGAA
Prorocentrum cordatum is the source of this 2703-nucleotide messenger RNA. The record is from the annotation of a GenBank genome assembly. Lineage: Eukaryota; Dinophyceae; Prorocentrales; Prorocentraceae.